Molecule: messenger RNA, 6404 nt
Organism: Diatraea saccharalis (sugarcane borer)
Lineage: Eukaryota; Metazoa; Arthropoda; Insecta; Lepidoptera; Crambidae
Source: the annotation of a GenBank genome assembly
GAAAAGAGUUUUCGCUCGCGUUGCGUGCGGACGCUUUGAUUCGCUCCGACAUUGGCUUUUGGCGGGAGUAAAAACAAUAAAUGUAAUUUCUUAAAAAAAUGAUUCGCGCGCUUUUGUUUAUUUUUUUCGCGUCAACAACUCAAGGGACUUUCGUAGUGGACGAAGAAUGUCUCAACUACACAAUAUAUCCAGUGCAAUACGAACUUAUUAUAAGCCCCUAUAUUUACGACGAUAGAGCUUUUUACGAUUGUCACAUAACGAUAACAGUGAUCGCUAAUGCGCCUGAUAUACGAAUGAUAGAAUUAGAUGCAAGAAAUAUGACAAUAAGUGGUGAAUCUAUAAAAGUUUACAAGGGAGAUAGAAACAUAGUGAAUGGUCCCCGACCUUACGUUUACGAUAGAUCGCUAGGGAAAUUAUAUAUUUUUUUAAACGAGGCUCUAAUACCUUAUAAGGGCAGACACUUGCAGAACUAUAUGAUAAGGAUGUCUUUUAGAAAAGAGGUGACAUACGAUAGUACUGGUGUCUUUUUAGUGAGAUAUUUUGAUGAGAAUCAUAAACUCAAAUAUCUUAUGCAGACUCGGUUGUCACCCGACAAAGCGAAGUAUUUCAUACCUUGCUUCGACAAUCCUCAGUUUGAGUCAGUAUUCAAGAUAACAGUCUACCAAAUGCCUCCAGGAAGCCACGUUCAGUAUUCCAACACUAGUAUUGUUAUUGCACAGGAACUAAAGGGGGAACAGUUAACAGAUAAUAGGAUUGUAAUUCAAUAUAUGCCGUCUCCCCAAGUAACUUUAUACCAGCUCGGAUUUCAUUAUUCACAAUUUUCUAAAGUUCAUCUUUCAUCUAAGUACACAAACGAUACGCUCGUCUUGUGGGCACCAACUGACGAGAUAAAGAACUGCUAUUUCAUAUUACGCUUCGGGAUAGCAAUAAUUGACAUAAUCCAUGAAUAUUCUUCCAUAAACCGUUCGUUAGUUAUUGGACCGAUCAAUGUUGUGGGUAUUCCAACGUAUCUAAAUGGGUACGAAAUAGCCAGUUGGAAUUUGCUCUCUAACAAUGUUAUCCGCGUCAUUUAUCUCCCAGAAUUCAUCAGUGUGAGACAAAUUGAGCAGAUGAAGUUCGAAUUGGCACAGCAGUUAAGCAGAAUAUGGUUGGGGAACCCUGGUGAGGAGGCCAGGACUCGUUGGAAACAGGAAUGGUUUAAGGAGGGCGUGGCCACGUAUCUUGCUUAUCACUUCUUAGCACAGUACGAUUACGCUGAGCAACAUAAAAAAUAUCAACAGUCUUUAUAUUAUUACGGCAUACGUAUGAAACAAAUAGCUAUGUCCCAUGACUGGCACCACAGUACUCCAGCUCUCAUCAACUUCAACGAUGAAUUGGCUGUCAAUAUUCCACACAGAUAUAAAGAGCUGGUGACCAUGAAGACGGCAUCUCUUCUCUGGAUGGUAGAGAACUGGCUUGGAUCUGAGAAAUUCCACCAGGCGUUGGUGAAAUAUAUCAAUAGCAGGAGAGGCAAGUUCAUUUCACUACCAGACUUCAUGCAGAGUCUAGACCAUGAUACAGUCGAAUGUUUCCAUCAGUUCUUCAAUGGUUCUACCGCAUCGAAAAUCCUAAAUUCAUGGUUUCGUCAUUCUGGUUACCCUGUUAUCGAUGUAUACGUUAUGAGGGAUUCGUCUAGUAACGUUAUUCAACUAACACAGAGACGUUUCAGCUUCACCCUAGAGAACCGACAAGAGACUGAUUAUCUCAUACCAAUAUCAUACAUUGUGCAGAAUAUAUCUAAUUGCUAUAACUGUUAUCGUCCUCGAUUCACAAUAGGAAGGCAGACCUACACCUUCAAGGAGAAUUUAAACAAUGGAUGGAUUAUUCUUAACCGACACGCUUCAGGUUAUUACCGUGUUAAUUAUGACGAGACAACGUGGAAACUUAUUGCACAGACUUUGAAGAAUGAUAUGAGUUUAAUAGACGAAUUGAACAGGGCUCAGAUUGUGAAUGAUGUUUUUGCACUAUACACGUCUGGUGAUAUAUCUCAGGAUUUGGCUCAGUACGUCUUAGAUUACUUGGAUCAAGAACGCAGUUUCCUUGUAUGGGAAGCUGUAAUAUCAGGUUACGAGAUGCUGAGGACAGAUGGCGCUAAAUGCCAUAUGACUAAAAUCCUGUAUAGGGAAUGGCAGAGCUUUUUACGCAUGAAAGUGGUGCCAAUGUACAAGAUAUUGACAAAUAGUAUUGAGCAACAACGACACAUACGUUAUUUUCGAAGCAAGAUUAUAGAGUUCGCGUGUACAAUCAAAUACGAAAAGUGUUUGAACUAUGCCAAUCAUUUACUAAAACAAUGGAGGAACAAGAAUCAACGAAUCGAUCCAGAUUCUCGUCCAGCGUGCUACUACGUUACGUAUGAUUCUUCUAAUGGAUUCUCUAACACAGAUGUAUUCAAUGCUUUUGAAUCUGAAGACAAGAGCUAUGCGGAAUAUCUGCAUCGGAAGGAGAGCAAUUUUUUGGUGAGAAUACCGAUCGGUGAACCAAGGCCACAAAAUAUAUCUAUGUCUACCACCAUAAAACCUGAACCUCUAUCAACUGAAAAAAGUGCACUCACAGAUAUCAGCAAAGACAAAUCUCAUCACAUCGGCUCUUCAAUGGUUAUUUUAGUAUUAGCUGUAUUGAGUGUUAAUAUUUUAAGAUAGAUCUUUUAGGAAUAUUAAAGUUGGAUCUGCCCACUGCCGUCGUUUAGGUUUUGAUAAAUUAUAAUGACUUUAUAUAUAAUUUCUAAUCUGGAAUGAAGCGAAUCUAAAUUGUUUAUACUAAAUAUUUUGUAACAAAUAAAUUUUAGUUUUCUUAAGUAUUUAUCAUUAGUCAUAAGUGUGAUAAAAAGUUAUUUCGAUGUAAUAAGAUUGAAUAUAUGUGUUUUUUAUAUGAUUUAUAUUUAUAACUUUUCUAAAAUUUAUUUUCAUAUAUGUAUACAUUCCUCUUGAUUUACGGUACAUUUAUUUACUGUGUUUUUGAUCUAUUCUACAAAUAAAUGUUAGUACAACAUUCUUAAUACAAUACGAAUACAGAAAAAAAUUCUAUACUAUAUCUUAACGUUACUAUACGGAUCUUCAAAUCAAAUUCAUUAAACAGACAUGUAAAGUAUAAUCUUUUUGCAACAUAAAUUUAUCAAUUUUGAACUUGGAAACAUUUACGUGUUCUAUAACAAAAUAACAAAAAAUAUGCCAUUAGGUGGAACGACUAUGUAUAGAGAAAUAUUGAUAUCCAAGGCGUGGAAAGAACCAAAAAAAUGAACAGAAUGAAGAAGAACAAAAAGUACUGGAAAAGAGAAUAAUCAAUAAACUAAAUAAAUACAAUACAAGUAUUAAAAAAUACAUCAUUGAACGACCAGCAAUCACGAAACUGCCCUUGCAAAAAGAGGUAUAAGUUUCCAAGCUUCAGACUUCAAAAAACCAGAGGAUCAUUUCUGGGUAGUUGUAUUGCUAUGUUCAAUAAAGUUCCAAAAAAUGUAAUUGACCUACCCAUAAAUAAAUUUCAAAUUCAUGUAAAGAAUAUACUUAUGAGUAAAGGCUAUUAUAAAGUUGAUGAUUACUUUAAGGACCGCGAUGCUUGAAAUAAUAGCCUUCGCUCUGUUCUAUAACGAUUAAUUAUAGGUAUGUACCAACCUAUGUCCUACAGACUUUGAAACUUGUAUUUAUUAUUAUUCAACAUAUGUAUUAUUUUGGUAAUGACAUGAUUUAUGUAAAUGUCAUUACUUAUGAUAAAAAGCUGGUAAGUUUCUUUCGCUUGUUCUUUUUGUCAGUUAAAAGACGUCCUGAACAAGUGGUAGGGGAAAAAAUAUUUUUAGACGAUUCAAAUGUGCUUGUAACAACUUACUUGAAUAAAAACAUUUCAUUUCAUUUCGUUUCGUAAAGGAGAAAAUUCUUUGUGCAGGCAGUGAUAAAGAGUUGAUCAGUGAUGUCGAAGAAGAACAUGACAAAAUAUUGAAUAUUUAUUCGUAAGAAUAUAGAGAUACUUUUGGCGUGAAAAUAAUUAUGAUUUCAGAACUAUUUUAUUAGUUAUAUUCCAUUUUCUCAAAAAGGCCGAUAUUAUUACCUUGUUACAUUUCGAAUAAGAGAGGCGUAAUUAUAAUCGUAAUGGCGUUUUUUGUUUAUUGUUUAUAUUAACUAUUAGAUAUUUAUCAAGACAAACUCACAAUAUAUAAUUUUACGGUUAUGUGAGCAAAUGGGAUUUAAAUAAAAUAUCAUUUUAUGGCAGUUAUUAAGUAUCAUUAUAUUUUAUGGAAAAUGGACACUGACACUUAAUCUAAAUCAAUUAUUUAUAAAUUAGUAAUUUAUUUAUUUGUUCUUUUCAAUGUAAAGCUGCCCUUUAAAAAAUAAUAUUCUAUCAAUUAAUAACUAGGGUUUAUUUUUUGUGGCCUCAAUUUCAUUUUUUGAAAUAUUGUUUGUUAAAGAAACCAUUUAUAAUUGUUAUUGAUUUAUAUAUCUUAAGUAAUUACUAACUCAUAACCAACCGGUGAUACUAUUCUGUAAUAAAACAGCCAAGAGCAGCGAAGACGAAUUCAACGCUGUCAUUGCGUAUAGAAUCAAUCAAACAAAACCUUUUUUAACCGUAGAGGAAUGUUGGGUCCACUAUCCUCCCGCUUGACAGGCGGCAGACGACAGGUUGUAGGUCUCUCCAUCCCCACGGACCCGCCUAAAAGUUAGUCUUAACGAGAAUAGUAUACCCACGAAACGCUCUCCGUGCGCCCCUUUUUUUAGGGAAGGGCCUGGAUCCUGCUGUGCUCUUUGUUCGAGUUUGAGGCUAUUUUUGACAAAAUAGUAUAACUAAGUAUCAUACAUAGCGUUGUUUCAUUAGAGACUCAACCAAACGAAACUUACUUAUUAAGGAAAUAUAUAUUUUAGUUGAUUACACCUCUAAUACUGCGAUGUGUUCAACGCUGUAUUUUUACAGAAUAAUUAAAAGAGGACCACAGUUUGUGGACAUCAGGAUGAUGGGUCGCUCAUACAGUUGAUAAACCUUUAAUAUUUCUUAGUUAUACCAUACCAUAUCAUUACUUUGAAUGUACCAAAUUGAAACAAGCUAUACCAUUAUACCGAAAGUUUUGGGUGUUUAUUUAAUAUAUAUGGAGAUAUUUAACUUAUUGGUAAGUUUACUAUCUGACUCUAUUUAUAAGAAGGGUUGGUAAAAUGAAUAAACGUGUUCACAGUUAUGAGUUUAAUUUCAGACUGUUUGAUGUUGAAGUGCCACUUACAAAAUACAAAUGUCACAGAUUACGUUGCCACAGAGCGGUUGACAUAGAUUAUUAAACAAAUAUGCCACACCAUCUAUUAUGCCCUUUUAGCCGGAUUAACCGAGUGCAAUGCUCGUAUGUUUUUUUAUUUUAUUUAUUAUGCAUUUUUAAUUGCUGUGUAUAGUUUUAAGAGGGUUUUUUUUAUAUAAAAUAUUCACGCUCUGUGAUUUCAUGGCUGAACUCAGCAAGGCGUUUUCUGAUCUGAUUCUGUUUCAAACCACAUUUUGAUUUAUAUUCAUCCAUAUUUAAUGUUUUUUGUGUUAUGCGAUCUCGACAAUAAACGAUAUUCCUUUCUUUCUUUCUUGUAUGUUACUCUUAUAAUAACCGGUCACAAAAAAACAAUAUUCAUAUACGCAGUACUCACAAUCUGUCGGUAUCGCAACGGUCUUGUGGUUUUUUUUAUAGUAUGAGAAUUUAAUUGAAAUAAUAUGAAUAUAAAUUUUUGACAAAUCAAACAUAAAGGAUUUUUGAUUUUCAUUCCAUGUGUUCGGCAGGUACGUUUCUAUUAUGGCCAUUUGAUUAAGAUGUAUGUGAAAAGAGAAUGAUAGCCUUGAAAAACUGUCGAUAGGCAAUACCGAAGAAAAAAAGGACAUUAGGGUGGUAACCAAUACGAUGGCCAGACCAUUUAAGAGGAGCAAUAUCCUUAUCAGAGUAUCAGAAUAAGGGCCACUACUGACCGGAAUCGAUGAAGAAAGAUUGUUCGUUUAAUGAGUUUCAGUAACCAAGAUCGUCAGUAAUGAGAGAUCGACUGGAGAGAAAAAUGAUAUACUGAGCGAAUAACUUAAGCGGAAAUCAGAUAACAAUCAUUAUUAUUUGAAAAGAGCAGCCGUAUUACAAAUAAUAAACCAUAUUAGAAUGCCUGGUCAUAAAAAGCUCUAACUUAUGACAUAUUAAACUGACUAUUAAUGACAAGAAGCAAAACUUUGUUAAUAAAUUGUUGAUCAAUCAAUUAAUGCUUAUUUCAACAUACGACCUGACAUCCUGAUUAUCACGCAAAAUUCAAUAAAAGUAAUGUAAAUUACAAUAAAAAUUGUUAUUUAUUGCUUAAAUAUGUUUAUACUAAUAUUGAUAACUGUAAUUUUUGUUUCCUAGUCAAUAACUAUAAUAAAAUUGUGUAUGAAGGUUAGAC